UUCACUUUGAUCCCACGCAUUUAAACCCGACGACACGACCGGUGUGUGUGUCACAGCCGGAUAUCUUCUCCGAUAUACGCGCGCCGCGUCAACCCUCCCGCGAAAGGGAGCCAGCCGGCGGUCAUCCGCAACGCAUGAGGGGGAAGCACGCCACGGUCUUUCCACUCCCUCGCGCUCCGAUAGUGACAGAAACCGAAGAGAGGAGGGCAAAUUUUUUUCUCUCACCCUCUGUCUCUCUCUUUCUCUCUUUCUGAGGGAAGAGGCAAUCCGCACCGGCGAUCGUCGUCGUCGUCGUGCCGUUAUCGAGGGAAACCGGCGUGACGCUGGGAGGUACGGAACGGUAUACUCAUUCGCCUCUGCACGGUGAAAUUAGCGCGGAAAGUGCCUGCACGCUCCGUUUCGUCCCGCGAAGACGGAGAGGAAAGAAGAACGGAGGAAGGAGAACAGGAAGCGGAACGCAAUCUCUCGGGGAGACUCGCGACGAACUUGGAGCGACAGCCUGAGGACAGACCCUCUCUCGUCUUUUUCGUGCGACACGAGAUAACCCUCUCGAGUUCGUUUUCAUAGUCGCGGGCCCGGGGGAGGGGAACCGCCUCCGAUCUCCCGGUGAUUAUUCUCGAGUGGCUCGUCUGGAGACUCUUCCCCGCGGGACAGGCGAAGGUUAAUAAGUUGUGCUGUGACUCUUGUGACAGCUGCAGAAACAACCCUCCGCGGAGAAUGGAGCCGACGAGGAUCCUGCUGUUGAUCGUCCUUCUGGGUGCCGUCAACUGUCAGAACGGCACCAUAAUCACGAGCGAGGUCCUUCAAGAUUACGACCCCAAGUUCAUGGUGGGCUGUUACUUUCCUGCGGAAUUCCAGGGCGAGUUCGUGACGCAGGUGAGCGGAAAGGGCGCCGGCGGCAUGGCGAACGAGCCCAUUCAGUAUUCCACCAUUAACAUCACCUUCAACGCGAUACCGGUGUGGGGCUUCUGCCACAAGAGGGUCGGCGAUAAUGUGCUGCUAAUUGACAGGAACAACGACAAAGAUUGCAUACGGUGUUUCCGGCUGCUGCGGAGAUCGCGGAACGUCAUCGAGGUGUUCUCGGAAGCUCUCAACAGGUGUUACAUAUACGAGUCGGCCGCUUUGGCCUCCUGCGGCACACUGAACUCCACCUCAAUCCUGUACCGAUCAAAAGAAAUUGGCGGUUCACCGAUUCGGAAUGAAUACUGCCCUAUCGUCGGUCUUUAUCACUUCAAAUACAGCAUCAACAAUAACUCCGCGAUCUCGUUUGAGUGCAGCACGUUCUCCUCAGAGUUCAAUAAUUGUGGAACGGAUGGAUCGGUGUUACAUUUAAAAUUCAAACGAUGUAACUUCGAGGCGCGCGAUAUCUCUUACAAGUGUUUGGGCAGUUGGGAUGGACCGAAUAAUUCUAGAUAUUUUGCUCUUUGGAACAGCAACGCCGACGAUGGCAGCCCUCAAUAUAGAUGCGGGCUAUACCACAUUGAUAACAAAAGGGGGAAAACUUACAUGGCAUUUAGCAGUGACUCGAGCUGCACGCAGAACUUAGAUAAUUCAACUAAUGGAUACGAGACUUUGGUUUUGAGCAAGAGCCUAAAUCAAAAAACGGUGCCGGAAUACGUGAGGACUCAUGUUGCCACAUUCCCGAAAUGGGCGCAGGGAUUGUGGGAGGAGUCCCUGAUAGUUAAUGGAACAAUGACUUUCACCGAUCUCAAUGGCUACAAUAGUUACACAUUUAUCACAGUGGAAUCGAAUGAGGAGACUGGCCGUUAUGUCGUGUACUCCAAGGAUCAAUGUGAGCAUGCCGCUUUUGUGUGCUUAAUGAUGAGGCAGCGCAGCGAAAACGUACUGGAAUUUACGUUAGCGCUAUCGGGCGGCACAGGGAUGAUCCUUAAUCCAGCGGCGAAUCAGAACGAAGUGUGCGAAGAUCCCAAUAUGGAUAACGCGGUGUGGAUGACUCAAGCACGUAUCGAACGUGUGGUGGAGUCGCCCUGUCCCAUUACGGGUCAAUACACAGGAGAGAUAACAGAUUUAUCGGGAAUGUGUGCCGAAUUAAGCAGCAACUGUAACACUCGCGAAAUAAUGUAUUAUAAAGUGAGCGACUGCGAGUCCGGGGAGUUGUACGAAGAACGAACGUAUCUGUGCUUGGGACAGUGGGAGGAGAAAGGUGUGAUGUAUACCUAUACUAUGAGAAAUGACACUGCCACGAAUGAGUGCUUCGUGGGUUUGAUCGUCAAUGACGAGGAGAUAUACAUUAAAGAAGCCGGCGAUCACUGCAUACGAAAUAUAGAUCCCAAGACGCAGGGAAUGCGUCUUUAUAAAAAGGGACAAUGUUACGGGAAUUCGCCGAGUCCUGCGCCAACUCCGAUGAAACCGAUUCCUCUCAAUCCUAUAAUGAGGAUUACGACGACCCCGCGAUCGAGGCUAUCGGAGACUACUCGAGUACCAGGAAAUGCAGUUUCUGCAUCAGCUCUCUGCAGGUCGACAACGCCCACGACAUUUAUGCUCCUCGUGCCUGUGAUCGUCGCGUUUUUCAAGAUAGCUUCCCCGUAUUCGCUCGAAUAAUGACACCCUUUUUACAAACGUAAUAGUGAGCUAGUUAAUGAUUGAUACCUUAAUUAAUGUACAUAUACUGCAUUUUUGUUAUCCUUGUUUAAGUGACAAUCGAGACGUAAAUAAGCCAGUUAUUUAUUGUGAAGACCGAUGUGAAACGAUAUCGCAGAGAACGUAGCAGAUUUGUAUAUCAUAUUUUUUCACCUCGCGCAUCAUCACUCCGCCCACGUCGCGUUUUGCGAAAAUUUAAAAAGAGAAGAAUUUCGUAGACUAAAUACGAAAUCGAAAACUUCGAUCUGCUCCAUCGAGCGAGUUGACGAACGCACAGGAAUUUUUAUAAAUCGAGAAAAUUUCAUGACUCAGAUAUUUUUUAUCGAUAUUUAAGACUCGUGACGGUACGUAAAAUAUAAAGCUGCAAUUAUAUAAUAUGAACUCUUCGCCGACGAUGAAGUUGUGAUCGAUCCCUAUAUUGCGAGUUAUUACUAUAAUUUAUUUAACUGAUUUCAAUAGAGAUAGACCGCAAACUGUUAGGUCUCAAUAAUCGUGUUUGGGCACUGCCUUGUAAGAUAUAACAGACAUUUCCGCCGUGACUGUCCACGAAAACCCAAAGAGCCACUGUCUACGUGCAAAUAAAUGAUAGUUUUUUUUACGAAAUAAACAUCACAGAAAUAUAAAGAUAUAUAGAAGGGAUUGACGGUAACUUUUUUUAAUAAAUUUUGUGAUAAAUUUAGUUUAUUUUAAAUAUUGCAAAGAUGAAAUUUUACAGUGACUGAUAUCAAACUCUUUUUUUAAAUCAAACAAGACCUCCAGACGUCCCUUAUACUAUUUAGAGUAGUUAAUACGGUGAUAUAAUUAUUUUAUAUAAUUUUAUAUAAUAAUACAAGUAAAAUAUUUCUUAAAUGUCCGUAGAGCAGAAAACGCGCCAUAAUGAAAAAA
Molecule: messenger RNA, 3486 nt
Organism: Wasmannia auropunctata (little fire ant)
Lineage: Eukaryota; Metazoa; Arthropoda; Insecta; Hymenoptera; Formicidae
Exons: 13
Coding region: 718-2562 (614 amino acids)
Source: RefSeq, a predicted model, not a curated record